CGCCGGUACCGGGCCGCGCGCGCCGCCGCCCCGGGCUUCGCGCCGCCGGGCCGCGCCGCUACCGCCGCCGCCGCCACCACCACGUGGGCGCCGCCCCGCCGCCGCCGGUCCCCUCCCUCGCCCUGCCCCGUCCCGCUCCGCUCCCCGCUGGGCCUGGCCCGGCCCGGCUUUGCCGCCCCGGUGGUCCUGUGCGGCGCCGCUCGCCGCCCCACGUGCCGGCCGGUGCGCCCCGCCGCCGCCGCGCACGUGCUCCCGCCGCCGCGCCCGCCUAGGCCCGCUGCCGCACGUGGUGCGUGCCCCGCCGCCCCCGUCCCGCCGCGCCCGCCCGUGCCGCCGCCGGUGCUGGCGGGGCCGCGGGCCAUGGCCGCGGCCGGCAGUGACACGUGUCCUUGGCAGAGGCCGCCGCGGGGGGGAGCGGGGCCGCCGGAUGCCGCACCGGGCCCCGCGCCGCGCCCCGCCGCCCCGGCCCUCCCCGCGGCCUGCCCCGGCCCUCCCCGCGGCCCCCUCCCGCGGCCAAGAUGGUGCCGGCGCCUCGGGCCUGGCCGCCGCCUCGGGAUGGGGCCGGCAGCGGCAGCAGGCAGGGCCGCCGCCUCGGCCCGGGGGCGAGGCCUGGCGGGGCCGGCUGCUCCCGGGCCGGCGCUGCGGCCUGGCCUGGUCUUGCCGCCGGGGACACUCCCCUCACCCCCCGGCUCCUCGCCUUGUUCUCCCCCGGGCGCCCGGCGGCUCGGCCCCUGCCGCCGCGGAGCCCAGCCUUCCGGUGCCCCCGCUCGGACGGGGCCCGGCUGCCCCGGUCCCCCGCCUCCCCUAGGGCCCCGCCUCGGUCGGAUGAACGGUCUCUGCAGGCCCGCUCAGCCGGCCCAGGUUUUUCCCGCGGGGGGGUGA
Molecule: messenger RNA, 882 nt
Organism: Falco peregrinus (peregrine falcon)
Lineage: Eukaryota; Metazoa; Chordata; Aves; Falconiformes; Falconidae
Product: basic proline-rich protein-like
Exons: 2
Coding region: 361-882 (173 amino acids)
Source: RefSeq, a predicted model, not a curated record